Molecule: messenger RNA, 1195 nt
Organism: Castor canadensis (American beaver)
Lineage: Eukaryota; Metazoa; Chordata; Mammalia; Rodentia; Castoridae
Source: RefSeq, a predicted model, not a curated record
AUGCGUCCCCAGCCAGCGUGCGUUCAGCUGCUGCUCGCGGUGGCGCUCCGCGAGGACAUGGAGACGUGUCCACCGGGACCCGGGCAGCUGCGCCCUCGGGGGGGGGCACAGGGGAGGGAGGGUCCGCUCCUUGCAGCUGCCAACCCUGCAAGCCUCAUCCCCGUUGCAAGGAGGGCAGCCGUGCCCGAGGCAGCUGCUUCAAACCCUGGAGGCGAGGUGGAUGCCCACGUGUCCAGGAGCGCGGCCUCCGCACACACGAGGGCGCUGUCGCGCAGCUGCACCCAGUCGCAGGGCUGCUCUCUAUUAUCGCGACGAUUCUUAAAGACGGAACGGCGAAAGAGCAAGAGUCACGUAUACACGCGCCCCGCCCCAAACAAGCGCCUUACAAAAGGCGGCAAAAAGGGAGCCAAGAAGAAAGUGGUUGAUCCAUUUUCUAAGAAAGAUUGGUAUGAUGUGAAAGCACCGGCCAUGUUCAAUAUAAGGAACAUUGGAAAGACGCUCGUCACGAGGACUCAAGGAACCAGUGAAAAUGCAUCUGAUGGCCUCAAGGGUCGUGUGUUUGAAGUGAGUCUUGCUGAUCUGCAGAAUGAUGAAGUUGCAUUUAGAAAAUUCAAGCUAAUUACUGAGGAUGUUCAGGGCAAAAACUGCCUGACUAACUUCCAUGAUGAUCUUACUCGUGACAAAAUUUCCAUGGUCAAAAAAUGGCAGACCAUGAUUGAAGCUCAUGUUGAUGUUAAGACUACCGAUGGGUAUUUGCUUCGUCUGUUCUGUGUUGGUUUUACUAAAAAACGCAAUAACCAAAUACGCAAGACUUCUUAUGCUCAGCACCAGCAGGUCCGCCAAAUUCGGAAGAAGAUGAUGGAAAUCAUGACCCGAGAGGUGCAGACAAAUGACCUGAAGGAAGUGGUUAAUAAAUUGAUUCCAGACAGCAUUGGGAAAGACAUAGAAAAGGCUUGCCAGUCUAUUUAUCCACUUCAUGAUGUCUUCGUCAGAAAAGUAAAAAUGCUCAAGAAGCCCAAGUUUGAAUUGGGAAAACUCAUGGAGCUUCAUGGUGAAGGUAGUAGUUCUGGAAAAGCUACAGGUGACGAGACAGGUGCUAAAGUCGAACGAGCUGAUGGCUAUGAACCACCAGUCCAAGAAUCUGUCUAAAAGUUCAGAUUUUUAAUAGUGGCAAAUAAAACAUCCUAUUUGUGAA